Molecule: messenger RNA, 2094 nt
Organism: Nannizzia gypsea CBS 118893
Lineage: Eukaryota; Fungi; Ascomycota; Eurotiomycetes; Onygenales; Arthrodermataceae
Exons: 3
Coding region: 1-2094 (697 amino acids)
Biological process (GO): regulation of transcription by RNA polymerase II
Cellular component (GO): nucleus
Molecular function (GO): RNA polymerase II cis-regulatory region sequence-specific DNA binding; DNA-binding transcription activator activity, RNA polymerase II-specific
Source: RefSeq, a predicted model, not a curated record
AUGGAUCACAGCCAGAGCAUGUUCGCCCAUCUGAACGGCCAGUCGCCCUUUUACUCUACGAUUCCCGGCAUGGCAAUGCAUCAUGAUAUGACUAGUCCGCUCGAUGAUAUGCUAAGUCCCCUGAUACCUGCUGCCACAACUUCCGUGGAUCCCUCCGUUAUCUCGAAUCAGCCCAUUAGCAUGGCCGGCAUACAACAACCCUAUGGUCAGCCCAUGGCACAUCAGAUGUGUACUAUGGCAGCAGACCACAUUGAUGCAUAUGCGCAGCCACACACUUUUCCUCCAGCAGCGAUGCUUCAUAGAAACUCGGACUUGGGCCCUCUUACUCAAGAUAAUAACUCCUUUGCCCAGUUGCAGCUGCGUCGUGGGUCAGCCAGUGUUACCACAGAUCAGAAACAGCAGCAACUGAAAGAGCAGGAAUUCUACAAUGAAGACUUCCGGUUUCAUGCCGUCCUUCGUGCAGCUACAGCGAUGGUCAAAGACCCAGACGAAAUCCCAAUCACCUACCUCAACAAGGGUCAAGCAUACACAUUGACCAUCUUCGACUCUGCCGCCCUGAGCUCUCCUCGCCGACCCACAAAAUACCGAACUUAUAUUCGGGUCUCAUUCGAAGAAGAAGAACAGAGAUCAAAGCCUGCUAGCUGUUGGCAGCUGUGGCAAGAAGGACGUGGUGCAAACGAGGCUCAUCACCGAGACGGCAAGCUUCUUGCAGUCGAACACGUUGAUCCCAACCAGGGAGGUGACGGUGACCUACGCCACCAGCAAGUCCAGCUUGAGAGUGAAAACUUCGAUGGCUUCUCAGUAGUUUGGACUCCAAACAGAAUUAACGGGAGACACGAGUGUGCUAUAUCGGUGAGGUUCAACUUCCUCUCAACCGACUUCAGCCACUCCAAGGGUGUGAAGGGUAUUCCCGUCAGACUCUGUGCCAAAACUCAGGUCGUUUCCGGUAUCUCGGAAAUCCCAAUACCGGAGUACGCUGAAGUGUCAUACUGCAAAGUCAAGCUGUUCCGUGACCACGGAGCUGAACGCAAGCUGUCCAAUGAUGCCACACAUGUGAAGAAGCAAAUAGAGAAGACCCGAAGUCAGAUACUUCAAGCAGAGUCCGGUGCUGCCAGUGGUGAGAAGAGGAAGCGAAGUGGCUCGAUCUCCAGGGGGGGAAGCGGGAACAAGGUCAGCAAGACUCCCAAGUCAAAGAGGUCCUGGUCCCAGGGACAAGGCGAAAAGGCACCAUUCGAGGAUGAUCUACACUCUAGACUUCAGAGUUUCAUGGAGAUGUUUCGCUCCGUACGACAUGCCAGUGUCUUGAACCUCAAGGGAGAUCCCGAAGACGAUCCAGAUGCGUACCCGGUGAGAAUAGACCAGCCUCUAGAAAACAACAGCAACAACAUGGCCGGUGCUACACUGGAAUGGGAUGCCGCGCACGCCGCUACCGCCAAUGACGGAACAAUCUCACAUUCUUUUUCUCCAGCCAGCAGUCAUCGCUCUAUCACAUCAUCCCGCCACUCUUUCGACGUCAAGCCCAAUAUGGCUACGAAUGGUGCGAUGUUUGGGGACUCACGCCACGGGUCGGUUGACUGGUCUGGCUUUGCCUCGCAUGAUCCCGAGGUCCAUCCACACCCCAAGCAUGGCCAGGUCCUGAGCCAGCCAAUCAAGAUCCAGCGACACGGCGCCACUGAUGCGAAUGAUGGAUGGUUUGAAGCCAUGGGCGUCGACCCAAACUACAACCCUCCAUCAGACGCAAUCGUCGUUCCAAAACACUGUUUCUACGUCAAGGCCAGCCAGAAUGACGAUGAGAAAACAGCAAACUACCAUCAUGCAAUCUACAUCCAGCAGCGCAAUAGCCAGGAGUUUGUCGAGGCCCUAGCCAGGAAAUGGAAGCUUGACCCUGCAAAUGUCAUCCGCACCAUCCAGGUUCGCGAUGAUGGCCUUAGCGUCAUCGUCGACGAUGAUGUUGUGCGAGAGCUACCUGAGGGUAAAGACAUGGUAGCCGAGUUCCUCCAGCUUCGCGAAGAAUCAGAAGGUCCAAAUAUGGACGUCGACUCUCCUGUCUCACCUGGAGCUGCCGGUCCAGUCGAAAUUCGACUGAAGUUUUAA